CUUGUUUCCAUGUGUUGCUCUCGUCGGUCACGCGAGCACAAGAUACUUUUCUUAAGAUGUUUGCUUCGAUGUGAAGAAUAAAUAAGCUGGGUUAGAUUAGAUUAUCCUCUUCAUUAAGCAUGGAUACGUGAAUCCAAGUGAAGAGGCCCAACUGCCUAAGCUCUCCUCCUUCAGCUUCUGCUUCUUCUCUUCCCCUUCUCUGUCUCUCACUGAAUCGAUAUACAAAUAAGCACAGGGGAAACAAUGUCGAACCACGAAGAUGAUCUCAACGAGGGAGAUUCAUCUGCAACGUUGAAGCAAAGGUUCAGCGACCAAACUAAGAAAGUUGCACAGACAAAGGAGAUUUUAUCUAAACAAGCUGUUCAGACCAAGGAGAUCUUAUCGAAACAAGCGGUUAAAAUAGCUAAGCAAGCGGAAGAACACGAAAGAUUUAUCAACAAAGUGACUCAUCUAAUUGGGGUUAUGGGAUUCGGUGCCUUAUGCUUCUUGCUGGGAUCGAGACCACAGGAUAUCCCAUACAUUUACUGUUUGUUCUAUGUCACCUUCGUUCCUCUCCGUUGGAUAUACUAUCGUUACAAGAAAUGGCAUUAUUAUCUUCUGGAUUUUUGCUACUACGCCAAUACAAUUUUCCUGGUCAUGCUUCUACUUUAUCCAAGAAAUGAAAAGUUUUUUAUGGUUUGCUUCUCGUUUGCAGAGGGACCAUUAGCAUGGGCAUUGAUUGUUUGGCGGUGCAGUCUGGUUUUCAGUUCCCUCGACAAAAUAGUUAGUGUCCUAAUACAUCUUUUACCUGGGAUCAUCUUCUUCGUUAUUCGAUGGUGGGAUACAGCAGCGUUUGAAGCUAUGCGUCCUGAGUGGAAUGCAGAUCACAGAGAUUCAUGGCCUUAUGUGGAAAGUAAAUCCUACCUUGGGACAUGGCUAUUUGUUGUUCCCCUAGUUGCUUACACCUUGUGGCAGGUUCUCUAUUUUCUCAUUGUUAAUGUCCUGCGCCGGCAGAGGCUAUUAAGGGAUCCUGAAGUUAUGACUUCUUACAGGGAACUCUCGAAAAAGGCACAAAAGGCAAACAACAUAUGGUGGCGUUUAAGUGGGUUGCUUGGGGAUCAAAAUCGCAUGUUCAUGUAUAUCCUGUUCCAAGCUUUAUUCACCGUCGCAACCAUGGCACUCACUGUCCCCAUAUUCUUGUCUUACAAACUUCAUGUGAUUUUCCAAAUACUCAAAGUCUCUGCAACCAUAUGGAAUGGAGGAAGCUUUCUACUUGAAGUUUUGCCUAAGCAGGUGAUUCUCAAGGAGAAGAAGAAACUGGAGAUGCACCCUAUGCCAACCCGGCCAGAUCAGACUGCCACCAAGGUUCAACAACUCGACGGGAACUAGUUACUCUGCCAAGACUGAUCAUUCAUGACAGCCGUGUACAAAUAAAGCCUUGUAAAAUCCUUUUUCACCAUUAACAUUUAACUCUUGUUUUUUGGGGUGGGUGGGUUACAAACUCUGUUCCUGAAGAUUUAAGUUUUGCUUGUACAAAUCAAUGAUAAUAUCCUCUUUCCUUUUGACCCUA
This is a messenger RNA of Macadamia integrifolia, 1549 nucleotides long. RefSeq names its product glycerophosphocholine acyltransferase 1-like. Bases 244 to 1368 code for a protein of 374 amino acids. NCBI's taxonomy places the organism in Eukaryota, Viridiplantae, Streptophyta, Magnoliopsida, Proteales, Proteaceae. The transcript is spliced from 8 exons. Gene Ontology annotation, biological process: phosphatidylcholine biosynthetic process. The record is from RefSeq and is a predicted model, not a curated record.